Cicer arietinum (chickpea) is the source of this 2150-nucleotide messenger RNA. RefSeq names its product phosphatidylinositol 4-kinase gamma 8. The record is from RefSeq and is a predicted model, not a curated record. Lineage: Eukaryota; Viridiplantae; Streptophyta; Magnoliopsida; Fabales; Fabaceae.
GACAAGGGUGCAAAAAUAGUAAGGUAAAGAGAAAGAUAGAAGAAGAUAUGAAGAGAGAAAGAAAGGGUUAAAAGAUAUUAUAACAAACUAAGGGUGGGAGUGGGAGUGAGAUUGGAGUUUUAUUUCGAUAUUACUCCGGCCACGUUUUGAUUCUCUCGCGCUCCCGUUGCUUCUUGUUUCCCUGAAUACCUUUUAACACUGUUCAGGGUUAUAAGGGAUUCAAGAAAAAUAUGUAGAGUUUGCCUGCUGUUCUGUUAAUUUGGUAUCCAAAGUUUAAGUGAUGAGUCCAGCUAGCAUUUGAUAUUUUAGCCCUAAUAAUAAAGCCAAUAUACACAAUGUCAUUGCCUUUUACAGAAAACUAACAUUGUGAGGAGAUUUGGUGAGAAGAAAUUGCCCUUUGGAAUGCACUGCUGCUGCUAUUAUUGUAACUUGGAUGAGAUUGUUUGAAAUGGCUGUGGCCAUUGAUCAACAACAACACCAUGGAUUUAAACCAUUUAGCCGAUCCCAAAGAUGCAAACUCCAAUCCUUUGGUCAUCUUGAUUACAACAACAUUCUCCAACUCAACCAACAAACUACUUUUUCCCACUCUUUCGAACUAGCAUUUCAAGCCGAUAAUAUUCACCGCAGUUUCUCCACUCCAUGUCUACCCUUAACCGGGGGAGAUGAUCUCCAUUCUCCUCAUCCGAGGAUUGAGGUCGUUCGUGGAAGUGGAGCUCCGGUACACACUCUUGUUGUCGAGGUUGCUAUUGCUAUGGCCUCAGGUAUUCAACCUAUUCCACUCCCUAAUGGACUUGGUGGUGCCUAUGUUUUCCAUAACCAAAAUGGUAACAACAUUGCUGUAGCAAAGCCAGUAGAUGAAGAACCUUACGCCAUUAAUAACCCCAAAGGCUUAAAUAACAGUCCUCAAAUAAUGCUAGGCCAACCUGGCUUAAAGCGCUCGAUUCGAAUAGGUGAAACUGGAAUUAGAGAAUUAGCUGCUUAUCUACUUGAUCAUGGAGCCUUUGCUGGCGUGCCUCCAACUGCUUUAGUUAAAUUCUGUCAUGCUACAUUUUCUGAUACUUCAGCCACAGUUAAACUCGCCUCGCUCCAACGCUUUGUUGGUCACGGUUUCGAUGCUGGAGAGUUAGGCCCUUCUUUCUUCUCAGUUGGUUCUGUUCACCAAAUCGGUAUUCUUGACAUUAGACUUUUGAAUCUUGACAGACAUGCAGGGAAUAUGCUUGUUAUGAAACAUGAUCAAAAGAGUUAUUGUGCUAAUGGUGGUGCUGUUGCUGAUCUUGUUCCGAUUGAUCAUGGCUUUUGUCUACCUGAGUGGCUGGAUGAUCCAUAUUUUGAAUGGCUGCAUUGGCCACAAGCCUCAAUUCCUUUCUCUGAAUCAGAACUUGAGUACAUUUUAAAACUUGAUCCUUUUAAAGAUGCUGAUAUUCUAAGAGCCGAGGUUCCUUCGUUGAGAGAAGCGUCUAUUCGUGUUCUUAUCGUUUGCACAAUUUUCUUGAAACAAGCUGCUGCUGCUGGUCUUUGUCUUGCUGAUAUAGGCCAGAUGAUGACAAGGGAGUUUUGUCGCGGUAAGGAAUCAUCGUCCAGUGAAUUGGAAAAUAUUUGCUUGCAAGUCAAGGCAAGUAUCAACAAUGAGAGUGAAAAAGAAGAACAGGAGUCUAGUUGUGGAGUUGGUGGCAUUUCUUUUGGUGACAUGAACAAGGGUGAAUGGGAAUUGUUUUUGGAGAUUUUUGAUAAGUUUGUGAUUGGAGUUUUUGAGGAAAAGAAGACGUACAAGAGUUGAUGCAGAAGUUGGAAACAUCAAGGAAAGUUAAUGAAUGUUAAUAAGAUAGGGAAACCAAAGCCAGAGAUAUGAUGAAUCAUGAAUCACUGUCGCUUAUAUAAGUUGUACAUUAUUAAUGUUGCCAAAAAAAAUUAUUAGCGUAGAUUGUGUAGAUAUAAAGUACCAUAUGACAAAAAUGGAAUAGUGAUUGGUGAGGUGCUAAUGCCAUCCAUUCCAUUUAGCAACUUUGUCUUUGUUGCAUUUGUCUUUUCUUUAUCAAAAUAGAUUUGUACACUAUCUAAGUGUGCUAACCUGUGAUUAUGUAAAUUUUUUAAUUUCGGUGAUUCAAUUUGUAAUGGAAUUAAUUGAUUAUUAUGUAAAUUCUUCCCAAUGU